Phragmites australis (common reed) is the source of this 706-nucleotide messenger RNA. RefSeq lists its product as uncharacterized. The transcript is spliced from 3 exons. Bases 210 to 497 code for a protein of 95 amino acids. The record is from RefSeq and is a predicted model, not a curated record. Lineage: Eukaryota; Viridiplantae; Streptophyta; Magnoliopsida; Poales; Poaceae.
GCCCCUUCGGACCCUCCCAAACGGUUUGUUUCCUUUCCCAUCGUGCAAGAAAGAAAGAGGCAAAUCCAGGGGCGUGCGCCAUACUGCCAACAGCACGGGCUUAGGAGCUCCUCUCCGCUUCCAGUCGCCAAUUCGUCAUCCACCGCCUGCCACCCUUCCCCUCUCCACCACCGUCUCCCCCGAGCUCGUGGGUCUCUUGAAGUGUUAAGAUGGCAAGCAAUACUCAAUCUGAAGGUUCGGCCUCAUCUGUUCCAAAAAAUCCGGCCAUGGCUUCAUGCCGGAAGAAGAAAUCCGAUGAUGAUGCUACCUUCCUCGAAGAUCUGAAAGACCACAUCGAUGAGUUCAUUCAUGCCUCCAUGGAUGAGCACAAGACAUGCUUUAAGAAGAGCAUCCAGAAGAUGUUUGGGAUGUCAAAGCUUGUCGCAGAGCGAUCCGCGGAAUCAAAGGAAGCUGAAGUUGAAAGUGCUCUGCCGCUUCAGACCAGUGUCUCGCAGUAGAAUGUCGUGGAGGCGGCAGUUUGCUGCUUUGUGGUGUCACCAAUGCUUAACUAUCAGCAUUAGCGUGUGUUUGUACCAGGAGUCUAGUGUUUUUUUCUCCGACGUUUGCUACUUUGCUGUAUGAGUACAUCUCUAUAUUUCAUAAACAUGCAUUGAACAGUAGGAGUACAAGUUGACAUUGGAAUAUCGCCAAGUUAAUGAUGAGUUCU